Messenger RNA from Cuscuta campestris, 5691 nucleotides. The record is from the annotation of a GenBank genome assembly. NCBI's taxonomy places the organism in Eukaryota, Viridiplantae, Streptophyta, Magnoliopsida, Solanales, Convolvulaceae.
GGUAUCAGAGCCUAACUCUCUACAAGCCUUAACCGAUUGUGAGAACGAUCUAUAUUUUCUGUUGAGAAUGUCGUAUGCAGAAUUAAGCGAAGGACACUCCACCGUUAGACCUCCACUCUUCGAUGGAACAAACUACACCUAUUGGAAGGAACGAAUGAGGAUUUACAUUCGGUCAAUCAACUUCCAACUGUGGUUAAUCAUCAAAAACGGUGAGACGAUGCCAAUGAAAAAGGUUGGUGCAACCACCAUCCCAAAGAAGGAGGAAGAAUAUGAUGCUGAAGACAUCAAGAAGGUAGAAGCUUUUGAAAAAGCUAAACACGUGAUUUUUUGUGCAAUUAACCCAGAUGACUACCGGAAAAUUUCUUCUUGCUCCACCGCAAAAGAAAUGUGGGAUAAGCUUGAAGUGACAUACGAAGGUUAUGAUGAUUGGAAGAUCAUGAUGGAAGCACAUCUCUACGCUCUACAUGACUGCAUGUGGAUGGUGCUUGAGGAUGGACCCUUGAAAAUUCAAAUGGAGAAUCUUGAGAGGAAUCCAGCAACUCCAGAUGUAGUCCAGUACAUUCCAAAGCCCAAGAAAAAAUGGGAUGAUAGAGAUUGUAAAAAGCACAAUCUGGACAACGUCGCCAAAGCAGCCAUCUUCAAGACACUUGAUCCCAUCACCUUCUCCAAAAUUAAGCAUCUCAAGACUGCCAUGGAGAUUUGGCAAGGUCUUGGGAAGCUAUGUGAGGGAUCAGAGGACUUGAGAAAGCAGAAGAUAGAAGUCCUGCUUGAGAAGUUCAAAGGCUUCAAAAUGCUUCCCGGAGAAUCAUUUGAUAUGUUGGAUGAAAGGUUCCACAAAAUCUUGAAUGAUCUUGCCUCACUUAAUCACGUUCUUUCUCCCAAAGAAAAGAAUGUAAGGUUACUGAGAUCACUUCCAACCAAGUGGUAUACCAAAGCCGCAGCCAUGGAAGAAGGAAGAAACCUGGAAAACUACGUUGUCCAAGGUCUCCUUGAUGAGCUCAGAACCUAUGAGCACGAGCUGAAGAAGAAGAAGAAGGAAGAACAAGUCACUCCCUUCCCCACGGCACUGAUGAUAACUCCAAAAGUCCCAUCAAGUGAAGGGACAUGCCCAAGGAACUGUGACACACCCUCCUCCAGCCAGCCGCCAAGCACAAAAAUGGAGAACUACGAUGAGGAAUUUGCCAUGAUGGUCAAGCAAUUCCGGAAGUUUAAGAUGUUCUUCAAGAAGGUUGAUUCAAUCAGAAGGCCAACCAAGGGAAAGCCACAAGUUGAGAAGUACGGAGAAAGAGAAAGGAACGAGAAGAAAAAGAAGGCAAUGGUUGCUGCUGAGAGUGAUGAGUCAUCCAGCUCAAGCUCGGAUGAAGAAGCCCUCGUUUGCAUGGAGCGCAGAGUUGAAAAGUCCAACCAUGAGGAUAAGUGGACUAUGUCAGAAGAUGACACUCUCUGCCUAAUGGCCAAAGAUGAUGCUGAUCAAGAGGUAACUUCACAAACCUCCUGCUCAUCUUCUUAUGAAAGCAUACCAACUUCUGAAAAUCUUUUUGACCAGUUCAAAAAGAUGAUGGAAGAUUUUGAGGAAAUAAAUCUCAAACACUUAUCCUUAACAGAGGAGAACAAACUAUUGAGUGAAGAGAAUCUCAAGUUGACUGAAGGUCGGAAAAGUCAACUGAAUGAGAUCACUCAACUCAAGACUGAAAAUGAAUCUUUCUCUGAAAAGGUGAAAUUCCUUAACAAAGAGCUAGGGAUACUUAAGUCCAAAGAAGCAGUGGACAAGCUUCUUGAAACAACCAAACAUAAGGGUCGUGAAGGACUUGGGUUUGACCCCUCUAGUUCGAAAAGGAAAGGAAGAACAACCUUCAUCCCUCCUAAACCUACUGCCAAACCAAAUAAGCAGAAACGAAAGGAAAAGGAGAAACCAACAGAAGUUUCCAAAAAGGUAGUCCCUCCUAAGAACUAUAGGAAGCUGGACAGACCUCAAAGAGGAAAUAAUUUCAGAAGAAAACCCUCUAACCCCUACUAUACACGAGGCUAUACUCAUUAUGGGGUAGACAGGAGUUUUCCAAGAAAUUCUGAGUGGAGACCUAUGCCAAGAUACAGUCACCCUCCACCCCAGAAGCUAUUUGUGCCACCUAAGUAUGCUUAUAACCGACACAGGACACACUAUGCACAACCUAGACAAAACUAUAGGUCUUAUCAACCUAGGUUUGCUAGGAGGAAACAGGAAAUAGCACCUCCUGCACGUAGGAAGUUUUAUGCCUAUAACUAUGAUUACAAUCCCAACAAGUUUAGAGCUGCAAGGAAAAUUCCCUGCAACUUCAAACUUGAUGUUGUCGGUGCAAAUGUCCACUUCCAGAAGUUAGAAGUUAAGUGCUCGUCACCAACAUUCUUCCAAAGCUAUCUGGAAAUGAUAGCCGCUCAAGAACUCUCCGAAUUUCUUCAAAUGGAGAUUCGCCUCAAAUUCGAGGAAGAAGUUCUUGAAUUCUACAGAAAUGGAGAGGUCAAAACUGCUCAUUCAAAGAAGAACCCACAGAGGACGUUUCCGGUCAUCAAGUCCACUGUUGGAGGUACGAAAGUAAAGCUUUCGCAGAAAAAAUUGGGAGAAAAGCUUCGCCUUCCCAAUUCUGGAGUUGAAAUCGGGAAAUUUCCAGCCAAAAAUCUGGACUGGAACAUCAUUGGAAUCUCUGGGCAAAUUCCUUCUGGCCCAGCGAAGAAAGCAGAUCUAAACAACGAUUACAAGUUGGUUUUGGAACUGGUCAUCGCCUGCCUCGAAUGUGGAAGUGGAGUUAAAGGGAAAAAGUGUGAAGCCAGAUUCUGGCUAUACUACUUAUCCUCCAAAGGAGAAAACAGAGCUAGUGCUAGUGCCACUGCAGAGGAAAGCUCAUCAGAUAAUGUCCCACUCAUCCAUAUGGCAAAGACUGCCAAAAGGAAGCAAGUGGUGUCUCCCUCCAUUAGUAUUGAAGCACCACAGAACCUUGCUCUGGUUAGUGUGGAAGAAGCAGAAGAAGUCUCUGUGCAAGGAGAACUUCAAAGGAAGAAGAGGAAACUCUCCUCUCCCUCAACAUCUGAAUAUGUCAACUCGGAUAAGUUGAAGGAGAAGGAACCUGCUGAGGAAACCUCUGCCCAAAACCGGAGUCCUCAACAACUUGAAGAAGAAAUCCCUCAAGUCCAAAGCCUUCCAACCCCCUCACCUCAACCUCAAAUGGAUGAUGCUGAUAACCAAUUCUGGCAGCUCUACUAUGAUUGGAGAGCAUGGAAAGUUGGAAAUUCAACAGAGCAACUGAUGGAUUGGGACCAACAGCUGAAGAAUGAGAAGAUCAUCAAGAAAUGCUUAGGAAUACCAGUCAACCAUAGCUGUGAAGAAAUCUUGGACGACUACUGGGCAUGGCAAAGGAACCAUGAAGACCUGCAUCUGGAAUACCUAGCCAACUCACCAAAUUCAGAAUUUGAAGUAGAUGAUGAAGAUCCUUCAGUCUACAAACAAGUCUUCUCUAAAACCACAGAAGAACAGGUGGUUCUCACUUCUGAAGCACAAGCUGUUUUGGAAGCAACAGCUGAGGACUUCCAAACAUUUACGGAAACCUCAUCUGCCUUUGAAACGGAAAUCUCACAUGCUUCUGAAAUGGUUCUGACUGAAGCUGUCAAAGAGAAGGCAACCUCUCCCCCACUAGAACAGAACCACAAAACAGAAGAAGAAGAAGAAUUUCAGCAACUCGGUCAAUCUCAAGUUUUUGAGAUUCUUACAAUUGCAUGUGAGAUCUCCAAUCCUACUGAAAUUGAGAUCCCGGAGAAGUCAGCAAAAAUUCCGGAACAGUCAGCUCUUCAAGAAACAAUGGAGCAAGCUGUUGAAGCGCAAAGGAAUUCUGGAGAAGCUGAAAAGGAAACUCAAAUGGCAGAACUAGAGGUCUCUCAAACUCCAGUAGCCAUUUUUGAAGAACAGAAUGCAGCUGAAGAAAGAGACUCCCUCUCUAGGGAUAUAUCAGAUUUUGUGCUUGAUGAAGCAGAAGGAGAGUCUGAAAGAACACUGAAGAUGUCCCUUCUCCAAAUGGACAUCAGAUCAGCCCUAGCAGUAGCUUCUGCAAAUCAGGUAGUGACCAAAGACUACUUGAAGGUGAUCAUUGAAAAUCAAAAGGAAGCAUACAAGCUGUUCAGACUUAUUGGUGCAAAUUCUGGGAACCGCAAGAUGGAAGUAAUUCUCCAACAACACAGCCCAUCUCCAAUACCACAGCUCCCUAUUGCAGUUAAAGAAGGAGAAGCAUCUUAUAUCCCUUAUCAUCUGAGCAUGACAAAUCUAAUCCUUGAAGCACAGCAAAGAAAUCCAGAAAACUCAGCACAGCAUCUAUCCAGCUCAGGACUGGAUGGAACAGAAUUUAUAGGUACAGUUGUUGACCACUUCUCAAAUGAUGCUCAAUCAGAAGAGAGACGUGAAAAUUUAAGGCGCAUCAAAGAACUGUGUGGGAACAUGAAGGGCAUCAGUGAGCGCAUACAUUCAGGGGGAAUGAAAUUCAGGGGGAACUUAACUAGUUUUCGGCUAAUAAGUGUUUUUGGCUAUGAAUUAUUGAUGAGCUCUAAGCAACGGAAGUCGGAUAUCUCAGUUUUGGUACUAAAAUUGGAAAUCUCCGAUUCAGGCAUUCCUUGCUCACAUGCCAUUGCUUGCAUUCUUGAUAACAAUGAGGACCCAGAUCUUUACACAGACAAGCAGUAUUUGGUUUCCAACUACCUACAGCUCUACAUAAACCCAGUGAACAUGAUGGAAAUGUGGCCCAAAGAUGAAGAUGGACCUCUUGUCAUCCCACCAACAGACCCAGCUAAGAAAAAGGGGAAAAACAGAGGGCAAGGAGGAAACAGCCAGAAGAAGUUGAGAGAGGAAAUGACAGGGAAAAUGUGCAGCCUCGAUUACAUUCUGAUGUGCCUACAUCUGGAGCAGAGUGCUCGCCACUCGCAGAGCACUCCAGACGGUCAUUGCGUCUCUGUUGAGAGUGAUGACGGUGAGUGGGACAUUCCGAGAGCCCACAAGAAGAAGAAGGGUAAGACCCUAAGACCGGAAACUUCCCGUGACUCCUCCUUCGAAAGGCUGGGGGAUAGGGAGGACGGUCAAAGGAAAUCAGUCAGGCUGAGAUUGGGGCAGAGUGUGGCCCAUGUCAGCGCCUUUGCCCAGUUAUGCGAGGGGAGGGAGGCCAAGCCUACCCGUAUCCAGCGCACUCAGUCAAAACGGCCCAAACUCGUGAAAUCGAUGGUUUCACGCCAGGAAGAAGAAGCUGAGAGCCAGCCCUGUGAGCCGAUGAGAAAUCGGUUGACUAUCCCGAGAGAUCGCGUCCAACAGAUGGAGGUGAAGCUGGAAAGGCUAGAGAAGAAAGUGGGGGAGAAGAAUGACCAGGAAAAACCCCUAGCUGGUUCCCCAUUCACUACAAGGGUCCACUUGACACCAUUUGCGUGGAAGGUCAAGGUGGAUGCACCAAGGUUCACCGAGAAGGAGGAUCCUUAAAUUCACUUGGACUCCUUCAAUCAAAGUGCGACAAUGAAUGGGUGCACGGAUGAAGAAAAGUGCCUCUUUUUCUUCCAAACCUUGCGAAAUCGGGCCACGGAAUGGUUCAAUAAACUCCGUCCAGGGAGCAUUGACUCAUUCACAGAACUGGCCUCCAAAUUCAAUGCCAAAUUCCAAGAAAACUGUACAAAGAAGAAAAAGUUCACCAACUU